This is a messenger RNA of Exophiala oligosperma, 1174 nucleotides long. RefSeq lists its product as uncharacterized. The coding region runs from base 200 to 1171 and encodes 323 amino acids. Lineage: Eukaryota; Fungi; Ascomycota; Eurotiomycetes; Chaetothyriales; Herpotrichiellaceae. The transcript is spliced from 2 exons. The record is from RefSeq and is a predicted model, not a curated record.
CCACCUCCAAUCCCAUCUCCCAUCCCACCUCCAAUCCCAUCUCCCAUCCCACCUCCAAUCCCAUCUCCCAUCCCACCUCCAAUCCCAUCUCCCAUACCAACUUCCAUCCGAUCUUCCAUACCAACUUCCAUCCCAUCUCCCAUACCAACUUCAGUUUCAUCUCCCAUCCCAUCUGAUUUCCGACCAUCGUGUUUGAAGAAUGGUACCAACACCCUUCGAUUCAACCCAAGCCUGGAAGGCACUUCUUGAUACUGCUGAUGAAAUAAACCUGCGUGGAAGCUUGAGAAAAUCACAGAUUGCACGUAUAACAGAAGCCGCGGCUAUAUUGAAAAGCAUCCAAAGAACUGCGAGACGCCAGAAGUAUAGAUUAUUCCUAAACAAAAUUCUCCGCCAUGCAGGUCCCGGAGUAGUUCUCCUUUGCGCUGCCGCGCUUGGACAGGUCCGCAUUACGGACUUGAAAGAUCGUGAACGAGACGAUUUCUGCCAUCAACUUCAGGCCAAGGAUAUACCUCCUAACAUCAAUGAAUUGGCGACUCAGUACGACAUACCGCUUUCGGAAAAUGAUCUAGAAACCUCAUUGAUUGCCCAAGAUCGUUCUGUCAAUCAGCCGGUGAACCAACAAUUAUACGACUCCAUCUCAAAUGAUCCCGACCUUCCAAGUGCAGAGGAACAGCGAGUGAUCGAAAAUGCUACCCCCUACGGGAUAGCGAGUGUCUUUAAUGAGUACCUAUGUGGUGCAAUCAGAAGAGUCGAGGGGGACUCGAAAGCUGCGGUGACGAUGGCGUUCCCACUCUGGGGAGGCCCAGUCCAUUGUCUCAUGAGCUUGGAUAUCUGCGAGCGGUAUGUAGAACAACUUGCCAUGGCACUAUUCGGUGCAAAAAUAAAAUGGGUUGAACAGGUACUACACCUUGUUCUCCACGAAGGCAUAACAUUGAUCAUACCUAACUCCGAAGCUACCGUGAAAGGAGUCAGUGACGAGACUAUUAUAAAGAUUUUUGGGACUGAAAUAUAUAGCGCCAUCACGGAAUGCCCUGUCCACAUGAGAGAAAUUGCUGAAGGGAAGCAUGUUACGGAAUGUGUCUCCAUGAUAUUUACCAAAAAGGGGGCUAUUAUUAAUUUGUCGCUAGGACUUGAACGUGGUCUUCAGCUACAGAAUAAGAUGUAUAUAUAAAAU